AUGCCUCCAGAAACCUUCUCCUUUGGUGGAAUGAAUUAUCAAUUUGCAAAAUAUAAUGCAACUGGCUAUGAUAAUGUUCUCUCUCAAGGCCAGGAAAUCCAGGUUCCCCCAUCGAAAUACUUCAGCUUCCAGAUGCUUGCUGCAUCGGAAUCAGGAAUGGCCUCUGGCUCCGUUCUGGCCAAGUACGCCGAUGGUAGUACAUCCACUGGAGCUGUGCUAGUGCCAGCAUGGUAUAGCUGGCCUUAUCCAGAGGGAGGAGAUCUGGUGUUCACCUGCUAUCUCACAGACAAUGACACAAAUUGGAAUCGAUCCAAUAUCUUCCAAACCACCAACUGGCUGGACUCAUCGAAAGAGCUUCUCUCUCUGACCCUUCCCAAUACCUCCACUGGAGCAUCAACCAGUCCCGGUGGAGCUGCUAUUGACACAAGCCUGCAUAUUUUCGCUUUGUCCAUGUUGCCAGCAUCUGAAGAACAGUCUGAGCUCAUUAAACUGGAAACUCAGUAUGCUCGCUCAACAAAGAAAUGGAUCGAAGACACUGAUAAGGUCCAAAUUGUUGAGGUGCUUGUCAACAAUGUGGGGUCAUCAUUCGCGCUACGCGAAAACAAUGUCCGGAUACGCGUCGACUCACCAGGUCUGGAGACUGUGACCGAAGGUAUAAUCAAUCGACUAGGACCUGGUGAUCAAGCCGUGGUAGAAAUCGGUGUUAAAAAUUGUCAUGAGGUACCAGUGGGAGAUUCUGGUCCUGCAACAAUUGUGAUUGAGGGUGACAAUGUGAUAACCCCCAAGUAUACUUUUGAGGCGACAUACGGCAUCGGCCCCUAUGAAGCAACCUACGAGUCAAUAUACGCCCACGAAUCUCCGAACUGGUACAAUAAUGCGAAGUAUGGGAUUUUCAUUACUUGGGGAGUAUACUCAGUCCCUGGCUGGGCGAACGUUCCCCCUAAAGAGGAUUAUGCGGAAUGGUAUUGGUGGUGGUUGAAUGAAGGUCCAAACGGAUCGGUCGGUGUUUAUGAUUAUCAUCUCGAGAAAUAUGGUCCUCAUGUGGUCUAUGAUGACUUCAUCCAGAAUUUUACUGCAAGUGCAUUUGAUCCUAAGGAAUGGGUAGAUCUCUUUGCGGAUUCCGGCGCCAAAUAUUUCGUGCAAGUCAGCAAACAUCAUGAAGGAUAUACUUUGUUCGAUCUUCCAGCAAAUGUGUCAAAGAGAACCUCCGUCGCUCUGACUCCUCAUCGUCAUUUGCUGAAGGAAUUGUUUGACGCAGCGGAAGAAUAUCAGCCCCAGCUCCAUCGAUCGGCCUACUAUAGUCUCCCAGAGUGGUUUAACCCCGACUACAAGAAGUAUGGAUUCUCAACAUGGCCGGGAGGAAAUGCGACCAAUCCUUUCACAAAUCAUACCCUCCCGUACACUGGCUGGGUGCCUGUCAAUGAUUAUAUCGAGGACAAAAUUCUCCCUGAAAUGAAUACUCUCGCCGACAUGGGAUCCGAGAUCAUGUGGUGUGACAUUGGUGGACCUAACCGGACAGCAGAGUUUGCCUCAAAGUGGUUCAACAAAGCAGCCAGCGAGAACCGCCAAGUUGUUAUGAACAACCGUUGUGGCCUUCCCGGAGACUUUGAUACCCCCGAGUAUGCCACAUAUUCCGCCGUGCAAACCAGAAAGUGGGAGAGCAAUCUCGGCAUGGACCCCGAUAGCUACGGAUAUAAUCGCGCUAUUCCUCUAGCCAGCUACAUGAAUGCUAGUAGCAUUGUUACAAGCCUUGUUGACAUUGUCAGCAAGAACGGCAACUUCUUGUUAGAUGUUGGACCCACAGCCAACGGGACGAUCAUCGAUGUUGAGCAAAAACACCUGCGUGAGGCUGGCAAAUGGAUUAGAAGCCAUGAAGAGGCUAUUUUCAACACAACCUAUUGGUUUGUGACUCCAGAGGAGGGAGAGGAAAUUCGAUUCACCCUUUCACAAGACGCGUUUUAUAUCCAUAUACUGGCGAGGCCAAAUAGCACCAUUGCUUUGUCAAGCCCAAUCCCAUGGAUUGAGGGUGAUCAAGUCACGGUGGUUGGAGGCAGGAUGCACGGAAUCGUGGUUCCCAGCCACAGGUCUUACAAUGGAUCCGAGGUGAUUUUUUCAGUGAGCGAGGAUGUUGCAGCAGCGGAUGAAUAUGCAUGGGUCUUCAAGAUCUCUUAUUAA
This is a messenger RNA of Penicillium malachiteum, 2175 nucleotides long. RefSeq lists its product as uncharacterized. The record is from RefSeq and is a predicted model, not a curated record. Gene Ontology annotation, molecular function: alpha-L-fucosidase activity. The transcript is spliced from 5 exons. NCBI's taxonomy places the organism in Eukaryota, Fungi, Ascomycota, Eurotiomycetes, Eurotiales, Aspergillaceae. The coding region runs from base 1 to 2175 and encodes 724 amino acids. Gene Ontology annotation, cellular component: lysosome. Gene Ontology annotation, biological process: fucose metabolic process; glycoside catabolic process.